This is a messenger RNA of Micropterus salmoides (largemouth bass), 1224 nucleotides long. RefSeq lists its product as uncharacterized. The coding region runs from base 40 to 855 and encodes 271 amino acids. The transcript has 7 exons. NCBI's taxonomy places the organism in Eukaryota, Metazoa, Chordata, Actinopteri, Centrarchiformes, Centrarchidae. The record is from RefSeq and is a predicted model, not a curated record.
UCUCCUGGUCACUGUGCACAAUACUGCAGCCACACCACCAUGGAGAAUGACACCAAGGAGAUCAUUCAUGUUGCCACCAUAGACAAGCGGCAAACAUCAUGGAACUCUGUCGUCAUGGAGAAGGAGGGUUUCAUCCAGACUGUGGACAAGCUUACAUCAGAAAUAAAGCUAGUGGAGAUUGGCACAGAUGCUCAUGCCCAGAUUGGUGCCCUUAUGAACCCAGACAAAGGCAAAUACAAGGCCCUUGGAAUUCAUCACAGUCUGGACAUGUUGCAUGGUGCGAAGAACCUAAAAAAAAUAGCAGCAGCAGCAAAGAUAAAAGGACCGUCCAUCCUCUUCAACUGGCUGAAGGACAUAGUCAACCAUUUUCGGUGGUGUUGCAAGACUGCUGACACACGUGGGCAGUUUCUUGCAUUAUGGGUUGGCAUCCUUCACCAUGUCUGCAACAUUCACACCUGGACUAUGGGAAGUUGCAAACACGGGCACCUUGAAUCGGAUCAAAUGCGGGGAAAUAUGUGGAUCCAGAGAGUCUCCCAGUGCCACAAAGCUUUAGUGGAUAUAGUUCUCAAUAAGAGGUGGCAGAAAGAUGUUCACAAAUAUCUGCGAUUCAGAUCGACUGCAGACAUAGAGUCAUUCCAGAAUCAUAUCCUGAUGUAUGCCAGCAAGUGCUAUGCUUUCAGCCCCUCAGUUUAUGAGGCAAGAGUUCUGCUUGCUGCUUUGGACUACAAUUUCCACCGGAACCGACCAACAAUGAAAACGUUGGACGGCAAAGAGAUUUUAGUGGACAGAAAUGUUUCAAAAGUUUCAAAAGAUUGUAUAAGAAGAACGGUAGAAGAUACAGCGGAUAUGCCUUGAAAUCUGAAAAAACCUACAGAUACAUUUCUGAGAUGCAAAGAAGGAUUGUGAAGAACAGACUCACAAGUGGAGUGGGGAUGCCUAGAAGGAGGAGCCUUCUCCCAGAUGACCCCAGACAGCUUGGUUUGGUGCCCCCUGUACCUGUACCAGCCACAUCAGACUUGUUGCAGAGACGUCAGAAGAGGUCUAGGACCGUUAUUCCAACCAGCAUCUGAUGUGGAAGGAUCCCCAUAGGAGAUCACCUUGCAUGUGUCCUGGUACUUGUCAGGCAGGAUCACGAGGGAAAGAACUUCAGUUCACUGACAAAGUCAUAGCUUUUACUCUUCAAAAAGAGAAAUUUAUUAACAUUAAAUUCUGUUCCUACCCUCC